GACCAAGAAGCUGACGCGGAAAACUGGAACCGCAUCGUUUUUUUUCCCCCCACAACCGGCAUGUAAAUACUACUUUAAAGCGCUUUGCAUAGAUAACGCUAACUCAGAUUUAAUGUUAAGAACAGCUCAUUUAGAUGCGUCCGAACCGCGCAGCACUUUAAUUUUAGUGGGAAGCUUGCUCGCGAGUGGCUGAAGCCUGUGUCCUGAUAUGAAACUGGGUCUGAAGUGAUUUCUGGAGAUGCUGUCCACCGGUCCAGAGCUGCGGCUACUGCGGCUUUUGUCUUGUGUAACUUUUGUUUUACUUUUUCAAGUCUGCGACGGCAAGAGGGAUUUAAAAAGCGCCUGUACCACGUGCCAGCAAAUAACUGAUAACUUCAACAAGGGCUUUGACAGAACAGCAAAGCAGAACUUCGGCGGAGGCAACACAGCCUGGGAGGAGAGGAAACUGUCCAAAUAUGAAACAAGCGAGAUCCGUCUGAUGGAGAUCAUGGAGGGGCUGUGCGACAGCAGCAGCUUUGAGUGCAACCGCAUGUUAGAGGAGCAUGAGGAGCAUUUCGAGACCUGGUGGUUCAAGAGGAAAACAAAACAUCCUGACCUGCAUAAGUGGUUCUGCAUUGACACCAUCAAAGUAUGCUGUCCAAAGGGAACAUUUGGACCUGACUGCAACGCCUGUGUGGGCGGAUCUGAGAGACCUUGUCACGGAAAUGGGCUGUGUGACGGCGACGGGACUCGCGGGGGGAACGGACAGUGCAGCUGCAACCACGGUUACAAAGGGGAGUUCUGCCUCGACUGCAUCGACGGCCACUUCAGCGAAGUGAGGAACGACACCUUCUCCCUCUGCACAGAAUGCCACUCUUCUUGCAAGACCUGCACCGGGGCAACCAAUCAGGACUGUGAUGAGUGCAAGGAAGGCUGGGAGGAGGAUGACCAGGAAACCUGUGUCGAUGUGAACGAGUGCUCUAAAGACACUUCUCCAUGUAAAGAAGAUCAAUACUGCCUUAACACAGAAGGCUCCUACUCCUGCAAGGCUUGUGACAGAGUUUGCUCUGGCUGCACUGGAGCCGGUCCUGAUAAGUGCCAGGCCUGUGCCAGCGGGUACCAGGACACUGAGGGCACCUGCACAGAUGUCGAUGAGUGUUCCCAGUCAGAGCCUGUAUGCACGAAGGAGCACCAGGAGUGUGUCAACACUACAGGCAGCUACGUGUGCAUCUGUUCGAGUGGCUUCGAGGAGAAAGAUGGCGAGUGCAUCCAAACACAGCAGCCAGAAAAAGAGGAGGGGUCAGAAGAAUCCGAGACGACCACAAGUCCACACGGCGAGCUUUGAUGUCAGACCUGGGACCAUUAGGAGCGAAUCAGGAAAAAUAAUGUUGAAAUUCUGCACAUCUGGAGCUGCUCCGACUACAUGCACUUAGAUACCAGCUGCACCUAGGACCAACAGAAGCUGCCGAGACAGCACUGAAUCAUGGACUAAAGGACAAAGAAAAAAGAGACAUUUUAUGCUCUGUUUGCUGGUCGUUGUUUCUUUUCUCUGCUGUGUGCAAACUACCACUUGUUGUCUUUUAUUUGUUGUAUGGUUUUAAAAAUUGACGGUGUUUCAAUAAAGGUGGAUUAUGUUGAAUUUAAGAAAAAUCCAAGUCAUCA
This is a messenger RNA of Lates calcarifer (barramundi perch), 1641 nucleotides long. RefSeq names its product cysteine-rich with EGF-like domains 2 (gene creld2). NCBI's taxonomy places the organism in Eukaryota, Metazoa, Chordata, Actinopteri, Centropomidae. The record is from RefSeq and is a predicted model, not a curated record. Bases 239 to 1324 code for a protein of 361 amino acids. Gene Ontology annotation, molecular function: calcium ion binding. The transcript is spliced from 10 exons.